UGCUGCCCUCCCGGCUGCGCUCGCCGUCCCGCCCGGCCGCCCCGCGCGGCUCCUUCCCUCUAUGGAUGGGAAGGCAGCACCCAACGGCGUGGCCACCAUCGAGGACAGGAUCCUGCGCAUCACCGGCUACUAUGGAUAUUACCCGGGAUACUCCAGCCAGAAAAGUGCCUCACGAUCAUCUGUCAUCCAAUGCAAGCCAGGAGGCAACUGCCCCAGCAGACACAGAGGCAUGACUAGGCAGCUCUCCCCUCUAUCUGUUGCUGAAGAUUCUGCUGCUCCCAUUCUUGAGCUGCAGAAUCGAAGUCCCUCGGGAAUCUGUCGGCACAGCAGAGUCGAGAGGCAGAGCAGAUCAGGAGAAGAAGGAACACAAACGCACACAGAGAGCAGCAGCCAAGAAGAUGAAGGACAGACACGAUGCCAGUCUUGCACAUCCACAUUUCUCAAGCUAAUCUGGAGAUUCCUGAUCAUUUUGUCCGUCUCUUCCUCCUGGGUUGGGACCACACAGUUUGUCAAAAUCACUUUUGAGACCUUUGACUGUCCCUUUUUCAUGACUUGGUUCUCAACAAACUGGAACAUUAUGAUUUUUCCCAUUUAUUAUUCUGGGCACCUUGCAACGGCGCAGGAGAAGCAGUCUCCAAUCAAAAAAUUCAGGGAAUGCAGUCGGAUUUUUGGUGAAGAUGGUCUGACGCUGAAACUCUUUCUUAAAAGGACUGCUCCCUUUUCUAUUCUGUGGACUUUGACUAACUACCUGUAUUUACUGGCUUUAAAGAAGCUCACAGCCACAGACGUCUCUGCCCUGUUCUGUUGUAACAAAGCUUUUGUCUUCUUGCUUUCUUGGAUUGUGCUCAAAGACAGGUUCAUGGGAGCAAGGAUAGUGGCAGCAAUAAUGGCAAUCACAGGCAUUGUGAUGAUGGCAUAUGCAGAUGGUUUCCAGGGUGAUUCAAUUAUCGGGGUGGCCUACGCCGUGGGAUCAGCCUCCACAUCUGCACUCUAUAAGGUUUUGUUCAAAAUGUUCCUUGGGAGUGCAAACUUUGGGGAAGCAGCUCAUUUCGUGUCCACCCUGGGCUUCUUCAACUUCAUCUUCAUCUCCAUCACCCCCAUCAUCCUCUACUUCACUAAAGUGGAGUACUGGUACCCCUUCUCUGCUGUGCCCUGGGGUUACCUGUGUGGAGUAGCUGGCCUCUGGUUAGCUUUCAAUAUCCUGGUUAACGUUGGGGUGGUGCUGACCUACCCCAUCCUGAUCUCCAUUGGCACCGUGCUCAGCGUCCCUGGAAAUGCAGCUGUGGAUCUGCUGAAGCACAAGAUGAUCUUCAGCGUGGUGCGGCUGGGGGCCACCAUCAUCAUCUGCAUGGGCUUCCUGCUGAUGCUGCUGCCUGAGGAGUGGGAUGAGAUCACCCUGAGGUUCAUCAACAGCCUGAAGGAGAAGAAGAGCGAGGAUCACUCCGAGGAGAUGACGGAAUCCAGCGUGCACACGAGGAGCAGGAGCAGAGCCAACGGGGCGGUGUCCAUCCCGCUGGCGUAGGGCUGCAGCCUCCACACACGCCCAGGUGUAUUCUGUGAAUAUGGCUGAACUCUCCUCACCACCUGUAUGCUCCAAAAAAUGGCAUCUAACUGAGCAGGGGAUGGACUGUAAGAUAAGAGAAAUACAUCAUAAGAAAUGUUUACAUUUAUACGCUUAACGAGGAACGGGUGUAAAU
Messenger RNA from Ficedula albicollis (Collared flycatcher), 1697 nucleotides. It is a transcript of the gene SLC35F4, whose product is annotated as solute carrier family 35 member F4. The transcript has 8 exons. The record is from RefSeq and is a predicted model, not a curated record. Lineage: Eukaryota; Metazoa; Chordata; Aves; Passeriformes; Muscicapidae. Gene Ontology annotation, cellular component: membrane. Bases 62 to 1522 code for a protein of 486 amino acids.